Molecule: messenger RNA, 2236 nt
Organism: Pomacea canaliculata
Lineage: Eukaryota; Metazoa; Mollusca; Gastropoda; Architaenioglossa; Ampullariidae
Product: alpha-(1,6)-fucosyltransferase-like
Exons: 10
Coding region: 355-2130 (591 amino acids)
Biological process (GO): protein N-linked glycosylation
Molecular function (GO): protein binding; alpha-(1->6)-fucosyltransferase activity
Source: RefSeq, a predicted model, not a curated record
AUCAUGGAUUGGUCGGAAAGACUACAAUGGCGCACAGUCUCGCCCCACUUGCUGUACUCAGGUGUUUCAACUCCAUUGCAGCUUCCAGUUUGCUGUGACAUCGUUUACCGACGUCGUGAGGCACAGGUGGUCGUCUGCUUCUCUCAAACAGCUUCAUCAAACAGUGAUGAAGGCUUGGAGAGUCACAUUCUAACAAAAUCUCUUGACUGUGCAGAGAAUAAUGAAGGGUACAACAGCGUGCAGAGACAUGUGUAGAGAACAUCCAACCUACAAACAAAUGUGAGAUCCGGUGACAGCGAGGAAAUUACCUGCAGACAACUGUUGGAUCAUUGUUUUUCAUGAAAGGCCACAACGAUGAUAAGGAGGCGGAAAGUCUGUGUGGUGUUGACACUUAUCAACGUGGUUGUCAUCUUCCUGGUCAUCGUCGCUCACAGCUUCAACAGGUCCGUGGUGGAAAUACAGUCCGGGCUCCAAUGGACAGCGGAUGGAAGUCCGUCUUUACCCAAUGUAGUGACCAUCCAGAUCAACAUUUCUGAACUUAUAAACAGGUGCCUUCAAGAAGGAGAGAUAUUUCAAAACAAAAAUGAAUCCUUCGUACAACAAUGUGUCAAGAGAGCAGCAAGUGCAAUAACUCUGACGAAGCUUGAGCAGCUGGGGACUCACACUUAUCCAGGUGAGAAUCAAACCAAGGCCCUGUACCCUCUGAGUACGGAGCGAGAGACUGCGAGACGGAGAGUAGAGUCAACGGCGAGAGAGGUCUUCUACUUCAUCACUGCCAAGAUGGACGCACUCAGCCAUGGAAAGUUCUCCUUGAACGAGUUUACGAAGCAGUUUAUAAACAACACGAGGACAGAACUUGAAGACUACAAAAGGUCGUUGUCCAAUGAUCUUCAUCAGCUGCGUCACGUGGACGAGGACGAAGAGUGGCGGGUCAGUGAGUCCAAACAACUCGGGGACCUCGUGCAGCGCCGUCUGCUCGCUCUACAGAACCCACAGGACUGCAGCAAAGCGAAACUUGUCGUCUACAACUUGGGGAGACCCUACGGCUUCGGCAGCAUGUUGCACGAGGCGACGAUGUGUCUGUUGACGGCCUACGCCACACACCGGACACUUGUUCUCACAACCAACGGCUGGAGAUACGCCCCGAGCACCUGGGAGACCUUCAUGAUGCCGCUGUCUACCUGUACAGCUAAUGACACUAGAGACAUGGACCCUAAGAAUCAGACAGCUUCAGCUCGCGUCGUUAAACUGAAAAGUCUGAUAGGAGAAUGGAACAGUUCACCAGCCAAGUUUCGUCCUCGCGCCAUCCCAGCAGACCUGGCCAAGAGGUUAAAGGCCUUCCAUGGUGACCCCCCGGCCUGGUGGGUCGGUCAGCUGGUCAGCUUCCUCCUGCGUCCUCAGCCUCACUUGCAGCAGACCAUCCAGACACAAGGCGACAAAAUGGGAUUUCAACGUCCUAUUGUGGGCAUUCAAGUGAGGCGGACAGACAAGGUGAAUGGCGAGGCGGUGUACCACAGUCUGGAGGAGUACAUGAAGCACGUGGAGGAGUAUUACGACCUGAGACAGCAGCACGAGGACAUCAAAGAACGCCGACUGUUUGUGGCCACCGAUGACCCAUCAGUGUUUCCGGAACUUCAAAAAAAGUACCCGGGGUAUAACAUCAGCGGUGUGGAGGGCAGUGUAGACUCAGCUUCUGUCAAAUCCCGCUACACGAGAGAUGGACUGAGUGCAGUACUAGUGGACCUGCACUUCCUGUCCAUGUGUGACUUUGUCGUCUGCACCUACACUUCAAAUAUCUGUCGGGCCGUGUACGAACUGAUGCAGACGAGACAUGGCGACGCCUCCAACAAGGUGUAUUCUCUGGACUCCUCGGUGUAUUUUUUAACAGACGGCGACAUCCACUACAAACGAGCCGUUGUCAACCACCAAGCGACAUCCAAUGAAGAAAUCUCCCUUCAAGUUGGAGACCUCGUACAUGUUCAAACCUACGUUUUCCGUAGCAAUGACCGACAUUUCGUUGGUAACCUGAGGAACGGCUCCAGUGUCGGCAUCAACACACGGACUGGAAAACGAGGACUUUUCCCUACCUACAAGGUGGUGGAUGAAAUUGUAGAAGAAAACAUGGGCUAGACAAGCAUAGGGUAUAAUUUAGACAGAGCUGUAGAUGUUACUAAAUAUUUGUUGUCGCUAAUACCACAAAGAUUUCGGUUUUUAAUACAUAUUAUUCCAGUUGAUA